GAAAAAGUAUACAAGCAAGGCUUAAUAUCUUAUUCAUCUUUUCUUUUGGCUCCUACUCACCAGCGUGUUUGUUUCUUGUUGGAAUUCGUACUCGUACAAAAGCGCGCGGAUACCUUGCUUGCCACUACUUGCGACUGCGAGAAAAUAGCUCAUACAACUGCAAUCCUUAUUAAUACAAAGAAGGUUUUGAAUGACGAGUCUGCCUUGGUAGAGCUAUAUUCACAUCUUUAUAUCUUUCAAGGCAACUUGCUUCCUUUCUUACUCAAGAUAUUCAUCAAAUAUAUAGAUAUGCCAUCAAAGUAUCAGAAAGAUGUCUGCCAAUGCACCAACAUUCAACGUUUCUCCUCAGUUCUCCUCGUAUUUUCGAUAAUCUUUCCCAAAUUAUCUUGCGCACAGAUCCCCGACGCAGUGUCAACAACAUUCAUCACUUCGGUUACCCCUCCUUCAUCCACCCCUCACAUCUUGAAUAACCGUCAGAUCUCCUCCAGUACAGACCCUGACGAGGAGAACACAUCAAGCCAUGUCUACAACUACUAUUUCGUAAUUGUCGCUGUUUUUGUAGUCAUCGUUUUCUUCCUUCUACUGUACAUUACCCAGCGACGGAAACGAAAAGCACUACUCAGACGACAUAAUGGACAGAAUGCUUUGGCUCGCGACGUACAAUCUUUUGCGGAUUUUAGAACGAGAUUUGGACCGAGGAGAGGGGGAGCGGGGGUAAUGGGUAUGACGAUGGGAACGAUGGGUGCAAACAGAGAAAGACAAGAGGGGUUGGAUGAGAGGGGUGAGGCGCCCCCGGCUUAUAUGGAGGGCGAUAAACCGCCAAGUUUGAGGAGUGAGGAUAGGGUUACUAUGGUAGCUUCUCAUGAAGUUCAAGCCAAUGAAAAUGGAGCAUCCAGUGUACCGGCUGUGGAGGCGGAUACUAUCAACAAUUCUAUGGAACGAAAUAUAUCGGGUGUGGAGUCGAGACUAUCUGCGGAGCUUUCUCGACCUACCGCUACGACGGCGAGUAAUUCAGCAACACGGACAUCGAUAGGAGGUUCAUCAACACCGAUUACAAGCGCAGCAGAUUCGAAUGAAGAGUUGGAAGGAAGGCCAUUGAGUCGAAGUAUAUCGGCGCGUCCACCGUUAGGACCGCCCACCUAUUCCGAGACCUAUCCAGGCGGGCAACAUAAUAUAACAAGACCUGCUGCUGCGGUGACCCACGACUGAUUUUGUUCAAACAGGAGAUUGAUGAGUGAAACUAGGGCCUCAUCUGCAAUGCAAUAUGGACAGUGUUGGAAGCAGCAUGGUUGAAUUAACAUGCGAACGAUUUUUACAAUGGAUAUUUUAUAUAGGUUAUCAUAGAACGGCAGGCCGACUAAUGAGGAUAUGGACAGUACGGCGGGAUUGGACGAGGUUCUGGGUAUGGGAUUUUAAAUGGAUAUCCACAAGAUAUGAGAGCUUUGCGAUGGCGCAUUUUUACGAUUAUGAAUAUUCAGUCAUGAAGGAUUCUUGGCGUAUGGUUAUUGUGUAAUAUAGUCGAAUCAUAAUAAAUAUGUAUAUCAACGACA
Molecule: messenger RNA, 1550 nt
Organism: Botrytis cinerea B05.10
Lineage: Eukaryota; Fungi; Ascomycota; Leotiomycetes; Helotiales; Sclerotiniaceae
Exons: 1
Coding region: 289-1209 (306 amino acids)
Source: RefSeq, a predicted model, not a curated record